Molecule: messenger RNA, 396 nt
Organism: Monoraphidium neglectum
Lineage: Eukaryota; Viridiplantae; Chlorophyta; Chlorophyceae; Sphaeropleales; Selenastraceae
Exons: 5
Coding region: 1-396 (131 amino acids)
Source: RefSeq, a predicted model, not a curated record
AUGAUGCUUCAGGCUCAGAAGCAGGUUGCCCUCGGCUCGCGGCAGGCGGCCCGCCGCAAUGCGGCGGUCGCGCCCCUGCGCGCGCCCCGCAGCAGCGGCGUGUGCCGCGCCGAGCCGACCCCUGACAGCGUCCAGGAGGGGAGCGGCUACGUGGCGUACGACUCUGCUGGCCAGAGCAACAUGUACCCCGUGAUGACCAAGGCGUACGCCGACAAUGGCCCCAACGCCACCACGGAGGCGAACACCGGGUUCGCGCUCUUUGCGGGCGCCGUGGCCGUCGGCGCCAUCGCCGUCGCCGUCGGCCUGCUGUCUAUCAAGUCAGGCGGCGCCGACACCACUGCUGACCAGUUCAAGGCCCUCUCAGAGUACGCGUCCAUUUUCGCCGCUCAGAUCUGA